GUCCCAAUGUCUGAUCUCAAUCCCACACUUCCUCUUACCAAUUUGAUUCAUCUCUUCGAAAAGAAGAUGGCAUCCCAACCAAAUCAUGAUUUUGUCCUGGCUGAUGAGCAGCGCCGCAGCCUGGGCUAUCGCCUGCUCCUCGAAGAACAGCAGCGCCGUCUCGAGGCUCGCAAGAUGGCCGAGGCAUCCAAUCAUCCUCCCAUCUGCCCUCACUACUCUGUCUCUGGUCAUUCGGACUGCUUUUAUUGUCAUCAAAAUGCCCUUGCACAGCCAUCCAACGCAACCGACACUCUUUUGAGAAGUCUGACUCGUCCUCGCUUUCAGGCUACUCCCACUUCUGUAAAGACAGAGACUUCUUACCUUCCAUCUUCGGCCUCGACCGAUGAGACCAUCAACCACCUCAGCCAUCUCAUCACCCCUAGAUCGACUGCCUCAACUAUCCCUUUGACCGACGAUGGCAUCUACACCCAGGACCCAUACCACAAGCUGAUCUCCAGCAGGCCUCGUAUACCUACUAUCACCCCAACAAAGGCUACUACUGUUACCGCUCCUUUCCUUCCGGUCCUUGCUGAGGCCAAGCCUGCUCCACCACUUCCCUGGAAAGAGCUUCCUGUCGAGAAAGGCUUCGUCCCUGUUCGCAUCCCACCAACUUUCUCCCGCUUCUUGUCUCUUCCUCUCGAGAUUCGUCAGCGUAUCUACGUCUACCUCGUCUACAAUGGUAUCCACGGUCUUCUGAUCCCCAAAGACUUGAGAGCUUAUCAUCAAGCCCCUAUCACUCGCGUCAACCGUCAGAUCCGCAGCGAGUCGAUCAAAUUGGUCUAUACAGAGAACGCCUACAACGCAAAGACUCGUGAGCUCAUCAAAUACGGUCCCUCCUUCACACUUCAAGUUGGAGGUGCUCGAGUUCAGCUCAUUCGCGAUUUUGCAUGGUACACAGCCAAACGCCACCUGUUCAUCAACUUCAUUCCGAAUGGCAAUAGCUACCACUCAAACAUCACCUUCAGGGGUCCCAAAGGCAAUGAAGAGAUAGGCGCAGUCGCUCAAGAGAGAGCCAAUGAAGUUUAUCGAUACCUGAGAAAGCAAGGUGGUCUUUCCUGCUUGACCCCUGAGCACUUGGGCAAAAUCGACGACAUCGUCCUCCGUAUCACUCCCAGAGCCAAGAACAAGGCAGAUGAAGAGCCUACCCAGUAG
Molecule: messenger RNA, 1191 nt
Organism: Aureobasidium melanogenum CBS 110374
Lineage: Eukaryota; Fungi; Ascomycota; Dothideomycetes; Dothideales; Saccotheciaceae
Exons: 2
Source: RefSeq, a predicted model, not a curated record